Molecule: messenger RNA, 3452 nt
Organism: Drosophila mauritiana
Lineage: Eukaryota; Metazoa; Arthropoda; Insecta; Diptera; Drosophilidae
Gene: Rab26
Product: ras-related protein Rab-26
Exons: 6
Coding region: 1177-2445 (422 amino acids)
Cellular component (GO): endosome; Golgi apparatus
Molecular function (GO): GTP binding; GTPase activity
Source: RefSeq, a predicted model, not a curated record
GUUCGCGUGGCGGGGGCGGCAACGACGAUGACAUUAUUUUAUUUAUGCUGUGAUAGUGAAAUAACACCAAGACCAACAACUGAAAUAACACCCAUUCCUCUGAAAUCAAUCGCAAUAUUUUCGACGAGGGACGCGAAAUGCAUGGAGAGUCUUCACAUUUAACGAUGAAAACAAAAAAUUAACUAAAAGCUUUAACCAAAACAUAAAGAAAAACACCAAGCAAAUUGUUGCAAACCGUAUAAAUAGAUUAAUAUUUAAUUCAUAGUGAAAACAGCACCAAUUAGCGCAUAACCUAUAAAAUAUUAGUCAAUAUGUUUAGCUAGUUACAAUUUACAUAGAUAAUAUUUAAUUAGUGGCUUCAAACAAACACCAAGCAACCAAACAAACGAAUAACAAAGGAAAAAACCAAUACCUAGUUCAAUUGUACGGAGCGCAAAACUAACGAAUAGCGAUUAGGAAAACUGGCCAACUGAUAAGGCUGGCGAAAAUAUUAAGCUUAUAGCACAUAGGAAAUAAUAAUAGCAACGGCAAACCACCCCAUCUCCAGCUGAAAGCCCCGAAAAGCGGAUUCAUUCAGUAAAACGUGCCACACAACCGGACGGCAGCGACGGACAACGGUAAAUGUCAAAGUCAUAAAGAGAAAGCACGGAAAUGCCGAUGAGAGAAAGCUCAGAGGAAACGUCAAAACUGUGAGAGGCGAUAAAUGCUAGCCAGUUACAGUUAUAUUGGGAGAAGCAAUGCCAAGUGUCAAAAACGCAAAGAGAAAGUAACGGAAAAGAGACACAGCUUAACGAAGAAAACUUCCGGUUAUUUUAAACCAGUAGAUUGAGCAAAACGGCCUCAAAUUAACGCAAACAGAAUAGUGGAAUAGCUUGUAUUCAAAUCAUUUAUCAGUCCUUUUGCCUAAUUCUAACUGUAAAAAGAGUUCGUAAAAAGAAAAGAGAAAGGAACGCCGCAAAAGGAGGUCAUACAAAUCCUCAGAAGAGAAGUCGAUGAUAAUUUGACACAAUUUUAUUCAAUAUGCGCAUAUAAAAGAGAUAGAUUCGGACUGAAUUAAGGGAAAGCCACGAUAAAGCUCAGAAAAUCUAAAAUCUAAACCAAUGAGAAAGCCUUAAGUGAAAGCUCAGGAUAAAAGCGUCAGCACAGCCAAGACACAAUCCAAUAAAAUCGAAACCAAUGGCCAGCACUGCGGUGGGAAUGGGAGGCGGUGAAGGUGGCCCAGGAGCAGGAGGAGCGCCAGCUGGAUCAGCGCAUCCCGACGACGCCAGCAGCAUGAGCGACGACGUCUUCGAGGAUGCGGAGACUACCCAGGCCAGGAUCGAGGAGCUGCGUCGCCGGCCCUUCGGCGAUGGCUGUUACAACCCCCCCGCAGCGCCCGCAUCCGUUUCCGCCUCAAUAACGACGACAACGACACAGCAGCACCAACCACAUCACAAUCCUUCGCACCACCACCAAUCCUCUCACCACCAACCAUCCCACCACCACCACCACAGUCAGCAGAGUUUGACGGGCAGCCAUCACUACCACGACGAUGCCAUCAUGGCGCCCGUCCAGCGCUCGGCCACCGGAUAUCCGGGCUAUCGCCCCUCCCGCGAGGCAAUGCAGAUGUAUGCGUACGGAACGGAUGACUACGACGAUGACUAUAACGAUGGAUGGCGAUCGUAUCGCUACGAUGAAGUGGAUAUGCACCCAGCCCCGUCCACCGCCCAUCAGCAGCCCUUCGAUGAUACGGUCAACCACAAGACGAUCCUGCUGGGGGAUUCGGGCGUGGGAAAGACCUCCUUCCUGGUCAAAUACAAUACGGGCGAGUUCCGACUGGGUUCCUUUUCCGCCACAGUGGGCAUUGCGCUUACGGUCAUAAUGCUGGGCGAUUCGGGAGUGGGCAAGACCUCACUUUUGAUCCGUUUCCGCGAUGGUCGCUAUGUGCCGAGCUAUUUCCUCAGCACGGUUGGCAUUGAUUUUAGGAACAAAGUGGUGGUCGUCGAUGGAACGCGCGUCAAGCUGCAAAUCUGGGAUACAGCUGGUCAGGAGCGAUUCCGGAGCGUUACCCACGCCUAUUAUCGCGACGCGCAUGCUCUGCUGCUGCUGUACGACGUGACCAACAAGACCACCUAUGACAACAUUCGCGCCUGGCUGGGCGAGAUCCGGGAGUACGCGCAGGAGGACGUGGUCAUCGUUUUAAUAGGCAACAAGGCCGACUGCAGCGGCAGCGAGCGGCAGGUGAAGCGGGAGGAUGGGGAGCGUUUGGGGCGGGAGCACAACGUGCCCUUCAUGGAGACCUCGGCCAAGACCGGACUCAACGUGGAGCUGUCCUUCACAGCGGUGGCCAGGCAACUGAAGAGUCGCGGCUACGAGCACGGCGAUGAUGGAAAGUUCAAUGUGCAUGAUUUUGUGCGUGACAAUACAAAGGCGCGCUCGGUUUGCGCCCAGUGCAGGAACAUGUAAUUGAAAUUGGCCAACUUGCGGAUGACAGAAGAGCCAUAUCCUCCCGGUCCCGCGCACAAAGACAACAAUAAGCCCGCAGCCAGUGGAGAUGGGAAGUGGGGCACUCGAAUGGAGACAGAAGGAUACGUUCGAUGGCGCAGAGUCGAAAUUCUGCAUUUAUUGAAACAAACCCAAAACGACAAAAAAGAAAAUCACACAAAGACACUCGAUAAGAUUGCACCAAUUUUGUAAGACCCAAGAGGAAAGGUAGAGUACUCGGCAUGUUUUGUAGGUAAACGGGGAUUUCGGGGCGGAACGGGGCGCGAUACGAAUAAUUUUUAUAGGGCAGGCCAUUGGCAUUGCGGCAUCAGUAGGCCCGGUGCAUAAAUAUUAAACAAUAUAUAUAUAUAUAUAUAUAUAUACAUACAAAUAUCCGUAUACAACUGCAUAAAUUACUUUAACGAGAGAGCCGACGGAACGCAGCAAAAUCAUGCCACAUUGAGAUUUAUCCAGCACGUCGUUGGAUUUCUCUGAGGAUAGAACUGCUUCGAGAAUAUAUACCUACCUAAAUCAUCCAGAGGAGAUCUCGGGAUGCUACAAUUCCAAUUAAUGAGAAACAAUCACUCAAUUUACCUACUAUUAGUUCUAUUGAUUUACUCCUAAUUGUUAAGUGUUAUGGACUAUCGUUAAGUUUUAGGUCCACCUGAGGCCCUGGAAAUUGUUUACGCACCCCACUAAUGAAUACCCUACGCAAUUAAGUUAAUUAUUACUAAUUACGCCUGUGUAAGCCCAAUCAUAAACCCAUUCCCAAACCAAUUUGAACAGCGCGCCCAGGCAAAGGUGUUGCGAAUAAUCAAAGGCAGUUGAACAACUUGAACAUAUACUAUAUACUGAGCUACUACAGCUAAAGAUAAAGAAUCCGACGCAUGCAUAUAUCACGGAAUGGAUGUAAACUAGCUACUAAACAGCGUUAUAUUCAAGCAGACGUCAAGUCUAUACCAUAAACAGCAAAUACAUAUUUACAUUGA